Propithecus coquereli (Coquerel's sifaka) is the source of this 415-nucleotide messenger RNA. Its product is annotated as mitotic-spindle organizing protein 2B-like. The record is from RefSeq and is a predicted model, not a curated record. The transcript has 3 exons. The coding region runs from base 8 to 415 and encodes 135 amino acids. Gene Ontology annotation, cellular component: centrosome; spindle. NCBI's taxonomy places the organism in Eukaryota, Metazoa, Chordata, Mammalia, Primates, Indriidae.
CGCGCGGAUGGCGGCAGCGGGCGCCGGGUCUGGGCCGGGGGCGCCCCCGGGGCUGGAGGCGACCCGACAGAAGCUCGCUCUGCGGCGCAAGAAGGUGCUGAGCGCCGAGGAGAUGGAGCUGUACGAACUGGCGCAAGCGGCGGGCGGCGCCAUCGACCCCGACGUGUUCAAGAUCUUGGUGGACCUGCUCAAGCUGAACGUGGCUCCCCUUGCCGUGUUCCAGAUGCUCAAGUCCAUGUGCGCCGGGCAGAGGCUGGCGAGCGAGCCCCAGGACCCUGCGGCCGUUUCUCUGCCCGCGGCGAGCGUGUCUGAGACCCGAGGUCAGAGCUGGAGUCUCCUAAAGAGCCCCAACGGCUGCGGAAGCUCUUCAUCGGACUGCAUCGAAAUGACCGAUGAGUCUGAGGAGCCAUUCUGA